AUGGCCAAGGCGCUCAACGUCGGGGUCGUUGGCUACGGCCUCUCCGCCAAGAUCUUCCACAUUCCCUUCAUCGCAGCGACCCUAACGCUGACGCUGCAUUCCAUCGUCCAGCGCUCACCCAAGGACGGCAACUCAGCUCCUGCAGACCAUCCCAACCUCAAGCACUACACUUCUGCCGACGACCUCCUCGCCGACAAAGAGGUCGACGUCAUUGUCGUGACCACCCCCCCAGACAACCACUUUGAGCUGACCAAGCGUGCGCUGGAGAGCGGCAAGCAUGUCCUCACCGAGAAGCCCUUUGUGCCCACCUCGGCUGAGGCGGACAAGCUCAUCGCCAUCGCCAAGGAGAACAGCCGCCUGAUCUGCGUCUACCAGAACCGACGGUGGGACUCUGACUUUCUGCUCGUCAAGAAGCUCGUCAAGGAGGGCACGCUCGGGCGCAUCGUCGAGUUCAACUCCCACUUUGACCGCUACCGCGCCGACGCGCCCACCAACUGGAAGGGCCAGAUCGGCAUCCCCCAGGGUGGUAGUGCGCUCUUCGACUUGGGCACCCACCUCAUCGACCAGGCCUACACCCUCUUCGGUCUUCCCCAGUCCGUCCACGGCCGUCUGCUCAACCAGCGCGAGGGCAAGGCCGACUUGUUCAACCCAGACGCUGUGUCGGCCGAGCUCACGUAUCCCGACGGCCUGAUUGUCAACGUCCGCAUCAGCGCACUGAGCGCCGAGACCAUACAGCCCCGCUUCUGGGUGCGGGGCUUCAAGGGCUCCUUCAGGAAGAACACGUUGGAUCGCCAGGAGGACCAGCUCAAGGCGGGCAUGAAGCCCACGGAGGCUGGGUUCGGCCAGGACGACAAUAAGACCAACGCGCGGCUGACGCUUGUGGGCGAGGACGCCAAGACGAUGAAGCAAGUCGACGUGCCCGAGCUGGCGCCGGAGACGUACAUGGCCUUUUACAGAGCACUCGGUGACGCCUUGGUGAGCGGGAAAGAGGAGGACAUUCCCGUCAAGGCAACCCAGGCACGGGACGUGCUGAGAAUCUUGGAGGGCGUCGUGGAGAGUGCAAAGACGGGGAAGGAUGCCGUUCUGCAAAAAUAG
Emericellopsis cladophorae is the source of this 1095-nucleotide messenger RNA. Its product is annotated as scyllo-inositol 2-dehydrogenase (NADP(+)). NCBI's taxonomy places the organism in Eukaryota, Fungi, Ascomycota, Sordariomycetes, Hypocreales, Bionectriaceae. The transcript has 2 exons. The coding region runs from base 1 to 1095 and encodes 364 amino acids. Gene Ontology annotation, molecular function: nucleotide binding. The record is from RefSeq and is a predicted model, not a curated record.